AUGUCCAACGUGCCCACCUCCCUCCGCGACUCCUCCCUCACCGUCUUCCGCCUCGCCAUCUCCAGCUCCGACCCUUGGGCGGCGCCCAAGGGGUGCGUGACGGUGCGCGUGGGCGCCGACGGCGAGGAGCAGCGCCGGUUCGCCGUCCCGCUGGGCCACCUCAGCCACCCGCUCUUCGCCGCGCUGCUCGAGGAGGCGGAGCGCGAGUACGGCUUCCGGCACCAGGGAGCCAUCGCAAUCCCCUGCCGCGUCGACCGCUUCGUCCACGUCGAGCAGCUCAUCGACCGCGACCUCGGCGACCACCACCUGCACCUCGUCGACCUGGACAACUGCGGCGCCACCCUCACCGCCGGACACAGCAACAGCCACAUCCAGCUGCCGCGCUUCGUCGGCUGCUUCCGCGACUGACGGGAUGGGCCCAACCACAGAUCGGGGCGCUCGAUGGCUCGAGUUCUUGAUGUUUGCUGUUUACACGGUGAAUUGCUUCGUUAGUCGAGAGCAUUCGUCCGUGCUGGUUUGUUACCCCGACCGUUCCCGUCUUUCGUUGGCCUGCUACGGUAGCUUCCGUUGGUUCGUGCGGGGAGAAAGUCGGAGGAAGAUUUCGAUGUUGAUGAUGAUGAUGAAAAAUUGUGAUCGAUCUCAAGUGUAAAGACAGAAUACUAGUAAUUGUUAGCUUUAUAUGAAGUUCUCUUUUCUCCUUUGUCCAUAUGCUUUGAUUCGUUGCUCUCUGCAGAAAAAAGUGGCUUGUUAAUUAAAUUUC
Messenger RNA from Lolium rigidum, 760 nucleotides. Its product is annotated as auxin-responsive protein SAUR32-like. The record is from RefSeq and is a predicted model, not a curated record. Gene Ontology annotation, biological process: response to auxin. NCBI's taxonomy places the organism in Eukaryota, Viridiplantae, Streptophyta, Magnoliopsida, Poales, Poaceae. Bases 1 to 408 code for a protein of 135 amino acids. The transcript is spliced from 2 exons.